AUGGCGACUGUGACCACCUCGACGAGCGCGCAGCCGACCGACGGCGUCCAAGGGCGGAAUCUCAUACUCAACCCCUACGAUGCUGCUGUAAAUCAGAAUGGGAGCUUCGAAUCCGAUCGCGUCAUCAAGGCGGGCAAGGUUCAGAAGCGCACACAAAAGACGAGGAGCUGGAAGACGGUCUACCUCGUACUGCGGCCCAACACUCUGUCCAUCUACAAGAACGCCAACGAAGAGAAGCUGAGGCACAAGAUCUACCUCGCCGACCUGUCCACCGUGGCCCCGCUCAAAGACCCCAAGAACAAGAGAAACCACGUCUUUGGCCUCUUCUCCCCUUCCAAGAACUUCCACUUCGAAGCUGCCUCCGCCGAGGAUGCGCAGGAGUGGCUCGACUUGAUCCGCAAGGAGGCUAGGAUAGACGAGGCCGACGAGGAGUUUUACCUCGCCAGCCCUUUUGGAAGCCGACAGUCUUCCACCAGCGCUGCCAUACCUCAAGCCAUCAAGGGCGCCGCCGCGCAACCCCAGCUUGGAGGCGAAUGGCUGCUCUCCACCUCUCCCGAGUACCUUGCCAGUCCUGGCUCGCUCUCCGUCCCGCAAGAUCCCCGCCAUAUAUCGCAUAUGCUAGACUCGUCGGGGCUGUCAGGCAACGAACUUGCCUCGCAUUCUGACUUUUCCGACACCGAGACGAGGCACGUUCACGGCGUCUCGAUCGAAAGCUUGGCCCUCCGCCCUCCCCAACCUCUCGCCGAGGGCGACUCUACGACGCGGCCGGAGCUAGGCCAGAGGAAUAGCAGCCAGGCGAGCGGCCUGAACCUCGACCAGGACCUCGACCGCGUCGUGUGGCAGGGCAAGCUUCAGUUCCUCCGGAGCAAGGGUGGGGUGAGGCAGUGGAAGAAGACGUGGGCCGUGGUCCGCCCCAGGAACAUGAUUCUCUACCGCGACGAAUCCGAAUAUUCGGCCAAAUUCAUCCUCCCCAUAGCGUCCAUCCUCAACGUCGUCGAGAUUGAUCCUAUCAGCAAGACCAAAUCCCACUGCUUGCAAAUCAUCACCGAGGAGAAGAGCUACCGCUUCUGCGCCACGGGCGAAGAGGAGCUUGUGCGCUGCCUCGGCGCCUUCAAAAGCCUCUUGACCAAGAGGCGAGAGCUCCAGCAACGCCUCGCCGCCGCGCAGGCUCCCUCGAGCCCCCGCCCUGGCGGCAAGACUCCGAGACGGAAUCGGCCCCGUCCCCUGUGGAGCCCACCCCUCCUGCGCCGGCUGCGCCCGUGGUUCGAAGAAUGA
Molecule: messenger RNA, 1275 nt
Organism: Parascedosporium putredinis
Lineage: Eukaryota; Fungi; Ascomycota; Sordariomycetes; Microascales; Microascaceae
Source: the annotation of a GenBank genome assembly